This is a messenger RNA of Cephus cinctus (wheat stem sawfly), 2301 nucleotides long. RefSeq names its product polypyrimidine tract-binding protein 1. Lineage: Eukaryota; Metazoa; Arthropoda; Insecta; Hymenoptera; Cephidae. Gene Ontology annotation, molecular function: mRNA binding. The transcript has 11 exons. The record is from RefSeq and is a predicted model, not a curated record. The annotation marks the transcript as partial. Gene Ontology annotation, biological process: mRNA processing; regulation of RNA splicing. Gene Ontology annotation, cellular component: nucleus.
UUUCCCCUAUCCCCGGUUCCACGGUCAACGUGGGGAUCCUUCCCCCCCACCAUCCUCAGACACAACUCGUGGUGAAGUUUUAGCGUCACUACUCGUGGCGUGCCUACAACUUAGCCGGAUCUAUUACGCGCACUUUUCUCGCCACGAAUUUCACCAACCGUGUAUUGUUAAAAACGCGUCUCCUUUUUUUAUUUUCGUCUUCCUUUAUUGCAGUUCUGGAUUUAUUGCGCGUCGUGUCUCUGUCCUUCUCUGCGCGCUCGAUACACGUGCCACGGCACUGUCCCUGCGCCACGCUUCAAAGAGUGUCCACCUUCCUGAACGCUUCGGAGCCGGCUCAAACUUGUGGCGUGCCUUUCAUAACCUAAAACUCGUCGCGUAGACGGCCGUUCUUGACAAUCGGGAAUAUCUGGUGUAACGUGCGUGCGCGCUGGUAACGUUAACGCGACUGUGGUGCCACGGAGUCGAGGCUGAUACAUACAUAGAUACAUACGUCGACCCGCCAUCAAGAAUCUCUUGGAAUUUUAUUCGUGCUUUCGAUUAUUCUUGAGGUGAAACCGUGGCGUUUGUGGCUCUCAUUGCUCCGUGCUCUGCUAAAAAAUACGACAGAAUUUUUACCAUCGUUUCCCGUACGUUAUAUCGUACGUGUGACUUGUGCAUUAUUUAAGUACGUGUUGUGACAGCUGCCAGGUGAAAUAUUGUGAGUGACGUGUGCCAGUGAAUAUUUCAUCUCACUGUUUGCCAUUGUACCUACCAAUAUAUAUAUCUUUGUUGGGAUACCUGGACACGACUGUGCAGUUUGAAAACGACGCAGGAAUACGCCUUCAGGUUUUCACUAAGCAACAGUUUGGCAGUUAAUCAAUCGCUGUGUCAAAGUGCUACGGGACAACUUUAACUAUUUCGUUUAAUUUCGAAUUUUCCUAUCGUCUCGGUAGGUCAAGUAGGAAAGUCUAGUUGAGUAGUUGAGAAAAAGCGUCGUAGGGCCACGGCUUUGCUGUGACAGGAUGAUGAUGGCAAACCUGCCCCCCGUUAUGCUGCCGACUCUUCACGACUACGGGAUGCUAGCGCCCACUCUUGGCAUUAAGGUGAGUCUCAUGGAAGUGGAGGAAGUGAGAUCGACCGGCGGGAAUCUAGCACUGAGAGGAAGCGACGAACUUCUGUCUCAAAGCGGUGCGGUCAGCAAUGGCGCCGCAAUGAGUCCGCAGCCUCAUCACGCAGCGGACAACAAUAACGACGCGAAGAAGGCGAAGCUCGACAAAAGUCACAAUGGCAAACCUUCUCGGGUCAUUCACAUCCGAAAUAUUCCGAACGAUGUGACGGAGGCGGAAAUUAUCCAUCUUGGACUACCCUUUGGCAGGGUUACCAAUGUUCUUGUUCUCAAGGGAAAGAAUCAGGCUCUCCUAGAGAUGGGAGACGAGAAUGCCGCAGCCACUAUGGUGACGUAUUACGCGUCGUGCGUCGCCCAGCUCAGAGGUAGAGCUGUGUACGUGCAGUUCAGUAACCAUCACGAACUGAAGACCGAUCAGACCCAUAGCAACGCGGUCAGUAGUCCCACAAACAUCGUCGCCAACCCGUCCAACAACACGAAUGCGCAGGCGGCGCUGCAGGCAGCGCAGGGUCAAGGUGGCCAAGGUCAAGGAGGUGAGACCCAAGGAGGUCCCAAUACCGUCCUUAGAGUCAUCAUCGAGCACAUGAUCUAUCCCAUCUCCUUGGACAUACUGUACCAGAUAUUCACACGUUUUGGCAAGGUCCUGAAAAUCGUUACAUUCACCAAGAACAGCUCUUUCCAGGCUCUUAUACAGUAUCCUGACAUGCUUUCGGCUCAGACAGCUAAAUUCUCUCUCGAUGGACAGAAUAUCUACAAUUCCUGCUGCACGCUGCGCAUCGACUAUAGCAAAAUGCAGAAUCUCAACAUCAAGUACAACAAUGACAAGUCCAGGGACUACACGAAUCCGACGCUGCCAACAGGCGACGCGAAUCUUGACGCUGCUUCCCUUGCCUUGGGGGGUGAGUUACUUCCUCAGCUUCUUCUGGGAGCAUCGGGAAACCAACCCCGUGCCAGAAUCCCCGAGUCCAUUGCAGGCGGACCGAGUGUGUUGGCAUCACCGUUCGCGGCGAUGCACGGUCUGCCAUCGCCACUGACAGGGCCGUACAAUGGGGUAGCAUCUGCUGGUGGUUUAGCGGGCCUCGGGGGCUUCACUCUGGGCGCCGGGGCGCUUGGCGUCCGCGUCCCAGGCAGUCCUCAGCCUUCCUCAGUACUUCUCGUCAGCAAUCUCAACGAGGAGGUAAGUUUUCUCGUAGACU